AGCAACAGCCUGCCUUUAUCUUUCCCUCGAACGAACAAGAGUUCCUGCCUGUCUUGUACAAUUGGGAUAAAUAGUCGGCAAGGCCAGUCCCAUGUAGCUUCCUGCAGCUGGCGAGCUCCCACCACUGGAGAGGCUCAUUGUUGAUGGGCAGCGGAGUCUGGCACAUGAAAAGAUGACUGGGUCCAGAUUCUUCCUGCUGCUGCUCUUAGCUCUGCCUGUACCGGCACUGGGGGAAAGAGAAGUCUCUCCACCGUUUGCACGCUGUAGCCUCUUCGGAGACGAUCACAUUAAAACCUUUGACGAGCUGCUGUAUGAUUUUGCUGGCGAUUGCAGUUACCUGCUGGCUGGAGACUGUGAAAAAAGAUCUUUCCUAUUACUUGGGGACUAUCGCAAUGGGAAAAGAAUCAGCCUUUCUCUGUACCUUGGAGAAUAUUUUGAUAUCCAUUUAUUCUUAGAUGGCACUGUGACUCAAGGUGAAAAGAGGAUUUUAAUUCCGUAUGCCUCAUAUGGAGUCUUUCUGGAAAGGGAAGCAGGCUAUUCCAAGCUGUCCAGUGAGGAGCAUGGCUUUGUGGUGAAGAUGGACAUCAGCGGGAACAUCCUUCUAAGCCUUGCAGAGAAGCACUAUAACAGGACUUGUGGACUCUGUGGGAAUUUGAACAGAUUUGCCGAAGAUGACUUCAUGACCCAGGAAGGGAUAUUGGAAGAGAACAGCUACAGCUUUGCUAACUCCUGGGCCCUGAGUAACCAGCAAAAGAAAUGCCAGCGAGUGACGCCCCCGAGCUACACUUGCAACAUUUCGGCAGCGGCUGCAGAGAAGGACUCCAUAGGAAAUUGCCAGCUGCUAAAAACUUCAUCGGUGUUUUCUAAAUGUCAUCACCUGGUGGACCCCGAAAAGUUCAUUGGCCUCUGUGAAGAAGACAUGUGCCGGUGUGCCCAGGACAGAAACUGCCACUGCCCAGUUUUUCUGGAGUAUGCUAGGAGUUGCGCUCAGCAAGGCGUGAUCCUGGAAGGUUGGCCCGCCAGCAGCGCCUGCAAGCCGAGAUGCCCGGCUGGCCUGGAGUACCGAGAGUGCACGUCCCCUUGUGCCAAGAGUUGCCAGAGCCUGGAUAUCAACGAGGUCUGCCCAGAGCAGUGUGUGGACGGCUGCAGCUGCCCCGACGGGAAGCUCCUAGAUGGUGACGUUUGUGUUGAUGCCCCAAACUGCUCCUGCAUAAAUUCUGGCAAGAAAUUCCCUCCCGGCUCUUCGGUUUAUCAAGACUGCAACUCGUGUAUUUGCAGGCAUGGCGUGUGGGUCUGCAGCAACGAGCCGUGCCCAGGCGAAUGCUCCGUCACCGGCCAGUCCCAUUUCAAAAGCUUUGACAACAAACACUUCACCUUCGGUGGAAUCUGCCAUUACUUGUUUGCUGGAGAUUGCGCGGGGAACUCCUUUUCUGUCUUCAUUGAGACGGUCCAAUGUGCUGAUGACCGUGAUGCGGUGUGUACCCGCUCAGUCUCUGUGCAGCUCCAGGAUGAGAAUCUGACUGUUAAACUGAAACAUGGCGGUGGCGUUUCGGUGAACGGGCAGGACAUUCAGAUUCCCUUCAUACAAAAUGCUCUCCACGUCCAGCAUACCGUGCUGCCAGCUGUUCGCCUCAGCUAUAAAGAGAACAUGCAUCUCGACUGGGAUGGGCUCGGGACCCUCGUGAUGAAGUUAUCCGCAGAAUACACUGAACAAACUUGUGGUCUGUGUGGCAACUACAAUGGGAAUCAAGGAGAUGAUUUUCUCACCCCUUCUGGCCUGGUGGAAACCCUUGUGGAAGACUUUGGAAAUUCUUGGAAGCUUAAGGGAGACUGCGAAGAUUUGCAGAAACAAGACAGCAAUUCCUGUAAUCUCAAUCCACGUUUAGCCAGGUACGCCGACAGUUCCUGCUCGGUCCUGCUGUCGCCCCUGUUUGAGCCUUGCCACCACGAAGUCAGUCCUUCUCCCUACCUCAAGAACUGUCGCUACGAUGUCUGCUCCUGCUCGGAUGGCAAAGACUGCUUGUGCACGGCGAUCUCUGCCUACGCCAUGGCCUGCGCACGCAAAGGCGUGGUCAUCGACUGGAGGCAGCCAGAAUUUUGUGCCAUGAGCUGUCCAGAAGGCCAACUCUACCAGCAGUGUGGAAGUCCUUGCAAUCAGACCUGCCGGUCUCUCUCCCAUCCAGACACCGAUUGCCGUGAAUUUUGCACCGAGGGUUGUUUUUGCCCCUUUGGAUUGUACCUUGACCAGCAGGGAGACUGUGUGCCCAGAUCCCAGUGCUCUUGCUACUACGAUGGUGAGAUCUUCCAGCCGGAUGAUGUCUUCUCUGAUCACCACACCAUGUGCUAUUGUGAAAAUGGCAUCAUGCACUGCAGCUCACAAAGACUUCCAGGAAGUUUCCUCCCAGAUGUUCUCUUUCAAAAUCAUCGUUCUGCCAGAG
Messenger RNA from Python bivittatus (Burmese python), 2438 nucleotides. NCBI's taxonomy places the organism in Eukaryota, Metazoa, Chordata, Lepidosauria, Squamata, Pythonidae. The record is from RefSeq and is a predicted model, not a curated record.